Molecule: messenger RNA, 3738 nt
Organism: Neoarius graeffei (lesser salmon catfish)
Lineage: Eukaryota; Metazoa; Chordata; Actinopteri; Siluriformes; Ariidae
Gene: rbm12bb
Product: RNA binding motif protein 12Bb
Exons: 2
Coding region: 178-2055 (625 amino acids)
Biological process (GO): regulation of RNA splicing
Cellular component (GO): ribonucleoprotein complex; nucleoplasm
Molecular function (GO): RNA binding
Source: RefSeq, a predicted model, not a curated record
CAGAGGAAGAACUCUCUCCUCUGGCUGGCUGCUCGAAUUUCCGACACGUUUCCUUGUCAGGAAAAAAAAAAAGACUGAAUUGCAAAACCGACCUGUGGUUAAAUAAACCCAGCAGUGGUUUAUAAGCUGAAUUCGGUGCUGGUCCGUGGCAGCUCGUGUGCUGUUGUGUGUGUCAUCAUGGCGGUGGUCAUCCGCUUACAGGGACUUAGAGUCACAGCUGGUUCUGAGGACAUUCGCAAUUUCUUCACUGGCCUUAGAAUACCCGAUGGUGGGGUUCAUAUAAUUGGUGGAGAACUUGAGGAAGCCUUCAUAAUUUUUGCAUCCGAUGAAGAUGCAAGACGAGCGAUGACCCGCUCAGGAGGAUGCAUUAAAGGCUCUCGAGUCAACUUGCUUUUGAGUAGCAGGUCCGAGAUGCAGAAGGUUCUUGAGGAAAGCGCAAGGAAAUCAGAAGCAAAUAACAGGAGGAACUAUAAGGAGGUUGUCAAAAGACCAGCAUUUGAAGGAAGACCCCCGUCACUCAUUGAGGGCUUGAAACUAGACAUGCGAAGAGGAGAUAACCAGAACAUGGGAAACAGACCUUCUCUAGUUUCUCCUAAUGACACUCGUACUCAGAAGAAAGCUGAAGAUGGCUUCUAUUUGUACUUGUCUGGAAUGCCAUUCUCAGCAACAAAGGAGGAUGUGCGUACCUUUUUUGAGGGUGUACAAAUUGAUGACCUAAUUUUUAUGCGAAACAAUUAUGGCAUGUUUAAUGGCUGCGGUUUGGUUAAAUUUAGAACCAGAGAGGAUGCCACUGAAGGUCUGAAGAGGGAUCGGAAAUACAUUGGUCCACGUUACAUCAGAGUAAUGCCAGCCUCAGAGCAUCAGUGGAUCAAAUCAGGGGGCUUGGUUAAACCCGAAGGUGCAAGUCAGAGAAAACCUGCCUUAGAGCGCACAAGAUCUCGGUCUCCCAUUCGCCAACGGUCACAUUCGUCUUCCAGUGAAGAGUUUGGUGUAUUGUAUGAAAACCUGCCAUAUUCAGUUGAAAAGCGAGAUAUAAAAGCCUUCCUCCAUCCUGUGUCUUUGAUGGAUGACCAGAUCAGUAUUUUUGUUGGUAGCAAUAGGAGCAAAUCAGCUAUUGUGGUGUUCAAGAAUAUAAAGGACUAUUGUUCUGGCCUGGCUCACCACAAGGAUACGUUUCUGCACAGCGUUGUUUAUGUAUCUCCUGUCUCCAAAGAAAGGAUUGCCAGUAUACUACAAUCUCCUGGUAACCCAAGAGAAGACCACAGAGGAUCCAGCAGAUCAUCUGAACAUUCACAAAAGAGUGUUUAUGACUCUGAGAAAAGGUGCAUAUAUGUUCGCAACCUGCCUUUUGAUGUCCGUAAAGUAGAGAUCAUGGACUUUUUCCAUGGAUUCCAACUUUCAGAGGACCGGCUUAUCCUGCUCCAUGAUGACAGAGGAACUGGACUGGGUGAGGCGUUAGUGAUUUUUCAGACAGAAAAGGAAGCAAUGAUGGCGCAGUCUCUGAAUGGGCAAAGAUUUCUUGGAUCGGAGGUUAUGCUGAAAUGUAUCACCUGGGCUCAGAUGCAAGAGUUUGGUAUUGACACCAGCAACAUGCUUGAGAGGAACUUAAAGAGGAACUCGCCAAGAUAUGACAGUGAGCCCAAUUUCCUUAAUGACCGAAUGCAUCAGGACAAUUGUGAUGUAAUGCUAGAGGCUCCUCGCUAUGGUCCUGGAAACAGAGGUCCAUUGGAUCGUUUGGAAAACCCCGAUGUUUAUGGACCGGGGCCGCGUGGUUCUGACCCUCCUCAGUGUGGACCACCUGACCAACAAUUUAAUCGGCCGACGUGUGUCCGGUUGCUCAAUCUACCCCCUCAGAUAAAGGUUGACGAAAUCUAUGACUUCUGCUAUGGGUACAGAGUAAUUCCGGGGUCGGUCACGUUGCAGUAUAAUAGGAAUGGAGCACCUACAGGUACUGCAACUGUUGUGUUUGAAAGCCACAGUGAGGCAGUCACUGCUGUCCAAGAAUUAAAUGGAAGACCCAUUGGUACGAGGAAGAUUAAUAUUGUGUUUGUGUAGAAUGAGAGACUUUGGGUAUUUCUUGAGACAACUGUUUAUAAUGACUUAUCUUGUUUGCUCGUUUAUACACAUUUCUAAAUACUCAGCUUUUUUUUUUCUUGCCUCAUUAGGAGGAAUACAUGAAAGAUUCAGUGAGCUUAAUUCAUGUCUGUUUUUGUGAUGCAACUUUUUAUUUCUUUUAGAAAACUUAUGGUAAUGGUUACGCUAGUAUAGCAUCUGACUAUUUUAUAGUUAUGAGUAAUUGAAAUCAACUUUCUGUCCAUCAGUAACAUUUAAUUUGUUUACAAGUAAAUAACGUUGAUUUUAAAUAAUGUUGAUUUUGAAGCCAUAGUAUUAUUGAUAUAAGAUGGAUGUCUACAUGCUACUUUUUUGUAAAAAAAAAAAAGGUUUUUUUUUUGGGUUUUUUUGGAUGCAUGUCUCUUGUCAGCACACAGUAUAAACAGCAACACCUUUCCUGGUGUGAGGGGAGGUUGUGUGUGUUGUGUUGGAGGUGGUAAUUUUAAAAUCCCAAGCACGAGUGUAAAAUAAAACAAUGUACAACACCUAGCUUGGAUGAUGAUGAUAAACACAAUAGAAAUAUGAUAAUUCUACUCAAAGUUGGUAAGAUUCACAGACCCUAGUCAACAAGGCAUAUCCUAGUAUUCUAAUAAGCAUUCAAUGACCAGCAUGCUUUGCUGUUUAAAAAGGAACAAGCAGGGACAGUCUGGAUUGUCUACAUCUCAAAUGUCCAUUCACAGACCACUAUACAGUAAUUGAAAUAUUUUUACCCUUAUUCAUUCAUGCUGCUGUUUCAUCAGUCAGUCAGUCAUGUGGCAGAAAACGACUGUGCCCUGUGUUGAUGGAACCGCUGUGCAUGAAUGUCCCAGCAAAUCACGAGUUUCUGAAAUACUCAAGCUGUUCCAUAUGUCAUACACAUCACGUUUCCCUCUCACCUGACCAUUUGAUUUGAACAUUUAAACUGAAGCUAUUCGCAUGCAUUUGUAUGAUUUUAUGCAUUGCGAUGCUGCCAUGUGAUUGGUUAAUUGGAUGAAUGAGCAGUAAUACAGGUUGUCCUUUUAAAGUGGCUCGUGAGUCUGCAUACUUGGAUCUACGUUAGCUUUAACUGGCGGCUUUGCUCAGCCUCGCGCAGGAGUAAAGCCUGUUUGCUGGUUUCAGCAGACCAACAGCUGUCUCCUGCUGAUCUCAUCCCUAGAAUACCUGGGGAUGUCCUGAAUCCUACCAGAAGAUGACGUGACCCUUUACCUGCGCAUGUGCAUGACCGGUAACUUCAUCAGGCCCUGCUACACCAGAGAGGUCCAUUGGGUUUUGUGAGGAAUUGAGUAGUGGUGACAAUGUUCAUAGCAAUUAUUUUUUUGUUUGUUUUUGUUAAUGUAAUCCCCCUGAUAUGAAUAGCCUAUAUGCAUGCAUUUAUGUCAAAUUGUGUCCCAUUAAAAUUAUUUAAUGUAAGCCAAAAUUUUUUUUUUUAAAAAGGAGCGGGGGAAGGCAUGCUAUAUGUGUAAUGCACUGAAAUUAUUAUUAUUAUUGGCUUUGUAUGUUAUGGUUGACACAAACCCAUUGCUGAUGUUGCUUUUUAUUGAAAUAAAUGAAAGUAAAAUGGCAUUAUUUUCAUAUUAGUGCAGCUUAGUGUUAUUAAAUUGCAUCAAGUGUUGUAAUGAAGCAAAUAAAUGGUCUGGAUGAAACUGA